AUGAUGUACGUGAUGUUUGAUAGACAGAAGGUUAAAUGGAUGGUGUCGAAAUUAGAAUUGAAGCAUACCCACCCGUGUUUUGCUAAGCAAUCUGUCCAUUACCACGAAUACAGAGAACCGACCAUGCAUGCUAAGUGUGUGAUUGAGGACAACGAUGAAGUUGACAUACUGCCCAACAAGAUGUACCUCGCACUGGCAAACAAGGUUGGUGGGUCGUCGAAUAUGAGUUACUCAAAAAAGGAUGUGAGAAAUUACAUUACAAGUAAUCUGCGUUGUGCUGACGAAAACGCUAAUGUUAAGGAAUUGUUGAGCUAUUUCUUGCGAAUGAAAGAUAUCAACCCAAAUUUAUUUUAUGCAGUAGAUGUCAACGCAGCUAACAAGUUUAGGAGUACGCUCUGGGUAGAUGCAAAGUGUAGGCUAUCCUACAAAUAUUAUGGAGACGUGGCGUCGUUUGAUACAAUAUAUAGUAGAAACAAAUAUGUGUGUGUUUGUGUAUCUAUUGAAAGGCAUAGACUACCAUUUAUAUCUUUUGUUCGUGUCAACCAUCACGAGAAGUCCACUAUGCUUGGAUGUGCUUUGCUGGGGAAUGAGAAAAUACGUAGCUUUGAGUGGGUCUUUACGCAACGGCUGAAGUGCAUGAGAACUGCUCCACAGGCCAUCAUCACGGACUAG
Messenger RNA from Arachis duranensis, 672 nucleotides. Its product is annotated as protein FAR1-RELATED SEQUENCE 5-like. The transcript has 2 exons. The record is from RefSeq and is a predicted model, not a curated record. The coding region runs from base 1 to 672 and encodes 223 amino acids. Lineage: Eukaryota; Viridiplantae; Streptophyta; Magnoliopsida; Fabales; Fabaceae.